Ilex paraguariensis (yerba mate) is the source of this 459-nucleotide messenger RNA. The record is from the annotation of a GenBank genome assembly. Lineage: Eukaryota; Viridiplantae; Streptophyta; Magnoliopsida; Aquifoliales; Aquifoliaceae.
AUGGGUCUUACUGGUAAGGUGACAGGGCAAACGGAGAUCAAGUCUGAUGGAGAUUUGUUCUAUGAGAUUUGGAGAUACAGACCAAACCAAAUAUCGUAUAUGAGCCCUAGUAAUUUGCAAGGUGUUGAAAUAUAUGAAGGUGAAUGGGGAACCGUGGGAUCUAGAAUGAUUUGGUCCUAUACCUUUGGUGGGGAAAAGAAGGUUACAAGAGAUAUUGUUGAUGCAGUUGAUGACGACAAGAAGUCAAUCACUUGGAAGCUGGUUGAAGGAAGCCUCUUGGAUCUUUACAAGACCAUGAUUGCAACUGUUGAUGUUGAUACAAAAGGUGAAAUCAGUGUGGUGACAUGGACUUUUGAGUACGAGAAGCUUAAUGAGGAUGUCGAAGAUGCAAAUGCAUUGGUGGACUUUCAUCUUGUUAUGACCAAAGAUAUUGAAGCUUACCAUCUCCGCCAAAAAUGA